Folsomia candida is the source of this 652-nucleotide messenger RNA. RefSeq names its product bis(5'-nucleosyl)-tetraphosphatase [asymmetrical]. The transcript is spliced from 3 exons. Bases 111 to 596 code for a protein of 161 amino acids. Gene Ontology annotation, biological process: ATP biosynthetic process; AMP biosynthetic process. The record is from RefSeq and is a predicted model, not a curated record. Gene Ontology annotation, molecular function: bis(5'-nucleosyl)-tetraphosphatase (asymmetrical) activity. NCBI's taxonomy places the organism in Eukaryota, Metazoa, Arthropoda, Collembola, Entomobryomorpha, Isotomidae.
CAAUGCAUAUGUAAUCAAUCACGUAAAGAGCAUUGUUUCGAGUCAUAUUGAAUGCUUGCUUGACGCGUUCACAACGUUUCAAUAUUCAUCUCCACAUGUAAACUCUGAAAAUGGAGUAUCAACUUCUGUCUAGACAAAAAAUAAACCAUGUUCGCGGAUUUAUUGUGUAUCAAGAGUGCGAAAACCAAGGUCAGAGUGCGAUGGAAUAUUUGUUGCUAAAAAAGAAACUGGAAAACGAUUGGAGUCCGCCAAAGGGGAAACGGGAAAGAAAAUCUGAUGGAAAAUGGGAAAACGAAAUUGAAACGGCACGCAGAGAGACUAAUGAAGAAACUGGUUUAAUUGAAGGAGUGGAUUUCAAGUUGUUGCAUCACAACAUUUGUUUCCAGGUCAGUUUAGAAUACACGAAUCCUUCCAACAUCCGCAAGAUAGUAACUCUUUGGCCAGCAAAGUUGCAAAGUUCGUGCGUAAAGGUCAUCCGUCUUUCUCAAGAACAUGAAGAGUUUCGAUGGUUCAAGACGGAUGAAGGCAUAAAGAUUAUUAAAGACGAGUACAGAGCUGCCUUGAAGCAGGCAAUCAAUCGGAUCAAUAAUUCCUAACAAUAAUACGUAUUACGUGCCAUAAAAUAAAAUUUCGUGCAAAAUCCAUCUUCAAA